Molecule: messenger RNA, 808 nt
Organism: Zalophus californianus (California sea lion)
Lineage: Eukaryota; Metazoa; Chordata; Mammalia; Carnivora; Otariidae
Product: V-type proton ATPase subunit E 1-like
Exons: 1
Coding region: 128-808 (226 amino acids)
Biological process (GO): proton transmembrane transport
Cellular component (GO): proton-transporting two-sector ATPase complex, catalytic domain
Molecular function (GO): proton-transporting ATPase activity, rotational mechanism
Source: RefSeq, a predicted model, not a curated record
CGGAAGCCGGAGUUAUAAAGCGAAGGAAGCCGAAAGCUCCGCUGGCUUUUCUUUUCCCCUUCCUUCCACAGCCCCCUUCCAGCCUAAGCUAGAGCCAGUGGGCCUCCGGCCUAGCAGAGCUUUCGCCAUGGCCCUCAGCGAUGCUGACAUGCAAAAGCAGAUUAAGCAUAUGAUGGCUUUUAUUGAACAAGAAGCCAAUGAGAAAGCAGAGGAAAUAGAUGCGAAGGCAGAGGAAGAGUUCAACAUUGAGAAAGGUCAUCUUGUGCAAACCCAAAGACUGAAGAUUAUGGAAUACUACGAGAAGAAAGAAAAGCAGAUUGAGCAGCAGAAGAAAAUUCAGAUGUCUACUUUGAUGAAUCAAGCAAGGCUAAAAGUCCUCAGAGCAAGAGAUGACCUUAUUACAGACCUACUAAAUGAAGCAAAACAGAGACUCAGCAAAGUGGUAAAAGAUACAACCAGGUACCAGGUGCUGUUGGAUGGACUGGUCCUUCAGGGUUUGUACCAACUGUUAGAGCCUCGAAUGAUUGUUCGUUGCAGGAAGCAGGAUUUCCCUCUGGUAAAGGCUGCAGUGCAAAAAGCGAUGCCUAUGUACAAAAUUGCCACCAAAAAAGAUGUUGAUGUCCAAAUUGAUCAGGAGGCCUACCUGCCUGAGGAAAUAGCUGGUGGAGUUGAGAUCUAUAAUGGGGAUCAUAAAAUAAAAGUUUCCAAUACCCUAGAAAGCCGGCUGGAUCUCAUAGCCCAGCAGAUGAUGCCAGAAGUACGGGGAGCCUUAUUCGGUGCAAAUGCCAACAGGAAGUUUUUGGACUAA